AUGGAAGAAUUAAUACCCAUUGAUUUUAUUGAUUUAAAUUUUACCAUUGUGCAAGAAGGACCUUCAGAAAAACCUGAUAUAACUGAUCCAUUAAUUAUUGAACAAGUUAUUAAUGCAACUGGAAAAGGAAUAUUAGAUCCUGCAAUACCAACUAUUCAUCUUCGAAUAUCUGGUGAUGAGCAGAACAUAAGUGAAAAUUAUCCAACUCUAAAAAUUGCAGCAAAUGCUCUUACUCAGGAAUUGCAAGAACUGAGUAAUAUAGGAAUGAUUAUCAAUAAUACUCUUUGGAAUUUUGAUAAAUCAAUGAGUAGUUUAAACAAAAAUCCAACAGCAUAUCCUGGUCAUAAAUUACCUUCACUUUUCAAUAUGAUUUCACUUAAAAAUCAUGUUCCAGAUAAACUUCAUAUAAUGUUACGUAUUACUGACUGUUUAUGGGAGUUAGUUUUACAAGAAAUUAAAAAUGAGAGAUUAUUUAAUGACAUAACUCAGAAUAUUAUAAUUAAGGAGAUGGAAAAUUUAAAAAUCAGGUUUGAGUUUUGGAAUAUUCAUGAACGUGCCGUAUUAAUUAAAAAUUUGUGGGAUGGAUUUGCUGAAUUAUAUGAUCUUCUAGGAGAAAAAAAAACAGAUACACAAUAUUUUCGUUUAAAAGCAAAAGCAUGGUAUAAAUUAUUUUUGAAAAAAAUGAAAACUCUCAAGAAUAGCGGAAAAUUUCAAAAUAAAACAUUAGCAAUUUGUGAAAUUUUGGAAUAUGAAAACUGA
Messenger RNA from Rhizophagus irregularis DAOM 181602=DAOM 197198, 759 nucleotides. RefSeq lists its product as uncharacterized. NCBI's taxonomy places the organism in Eukaryota, Fungi, Glomeromycota, Glomeromycetes, Glomerales, Glomeraceae. The record is from RefSeq and is a predicted model, not a curated record.